GGACAAUCGACACAACAAUUAUAAUAUGUUUUUAUAAUCUCAAUAAUAAUUGGUUUUACAAUUAGAUCUUAACAAAUGGUUUGUCACAAAACCGGAAUCUCUUAAUGACAACAUUAUGGACAACAAAAAUUUUAAUAUAUAUUUUAUACUUUUAUUAUACAUUUUAAUAAAUGACACACUUUUUGUUUUAGGCGCUCCCGAUCCGCCACGGGAAUUAUCAAUUGAUGUCCAAUCGGGUAAAUCUGUAGAACUCGAUUGGAAGCCACCAAUUAAAGGGGGAGUCAGUGGUUAUAAAUUAGCAAUAGUUCCGCUAUCAGAACAAGAUGAGACCGGUAUUCGCAAUCUUGAAGUCGGUGCCAAUGAUCCCUUUCCUGUUGCCAUAAGAGAUCUGACUCCCGGGGCUUCAUAUGAGGUUCAGUUGCACUCAGUUUUAUUAGGGAAGCCAUCAAAUGUAUUUCUAUCGGCCAACUUUACGACCAAACCUAACACUCCCGGAAGAUUUAUAGUAUGGUUCAGGAAUGAGACAACACUUUUGGUGUUAUGGCAGCCGCCAUAUCCGGCCGGCAUUUUUGAUCAAUACAGAGUCAGCAUUGUUCCCAAUGAUGCCACACAGUCGAUCCUAUUUGUUGAAAAAGAAACUGAACCUCCCGGUCCAGCUCAAGCAGCUUUUUAUGGUUUAACGCCUGGCAGAGCAUAUAAUAUAUCGGUGCAAACAGUUAGUCACUCACAACUUAGUGAUCCCACAGAAGCUCAAUACAGAACAGUUCCCUUACCGCCAACUAAUGUCACGUUUGAUAGAAACACUAUAUCUUCCUAUUCUUUUGAUGUCCAUUGGAGUCCUCCUAAGUCUAUGUCAGAGUUUGAUAGAUAUCAGGUCUCAUUGGGUAUUAGAAACUCAUUACCGAAAAUAGUGGCCAAAGAUGAUACCAGAAUUGCACAUUUUGCUGAAGAUUUAGAUCCAGGAAAGACAUAUGAAGUGGUUGUGAAAUCUGUUUCGGGAAACGUUGCUUCUUGGCCUGUGUCCGGUAAUAUUACUACCAGACCUUUACCUGUAAUGAACUUAAAAGCAAAACCUGGAGAAGUGUCAGAUAUAUACUUGGAGUGGUCGGCAAACAAUGAAAGUACUCAAGACUCGUAUAUGAUUACAUACCACGAACUCGAAGCUUUCAAUUCCGAUGGUUCGGUACAAGUGGUUAAAGAUACUCAUCUUCAUCUGACAGGUUUGUUGUCAGGCCGUAACUACUCGAUAGCAGUAGUGGCCAUAUCUAAAAAUGUUUACAGCGAAAACACUGUUGUCUAUCAACCCACUCGACCUGCCAGUCCUGUCAUUGGUGUUGUUGAGCCUAUAUCUGGUCAUAGUCUGAAUGUUUCGUGGAAAUGGGAUGUGACUUCUAAGCAAGAUUCUUAUAAAAUUGUGUGGACACGCAGUGAUACUAAAGAGAAGAAAGAGGCAGUUAUUAAAAAUAAUUGGCAUCUUCUUGAAGAUCUUUAUCCUGGAGCUGGUUAUGAAAUAUCAGUGUCGGCUAUAAGUUAUGGAUUGAUGUCUGAACCGCAUUCAUAUUUCCAGACUGUUGUUCCGCAAUCUCCCGAUAAAUUCCAGAUAGCAAUGCAUACUAAUUCAUCAUUAAGUCUUACAUGGAGUUCUUCAACAGAAUCUCUUGUCGAUCACUAUAUUAUUCGUUACCGACCUAUCGGUAGCAGUGUUUGGCGUGAAUUGACACCAAUUAAUAGCACUUCGUAUGAAAUUAAGGAUUUAACUGCGGGUCAGAAAUAUGUAGUUAGAGUUUCGUCGGUCAGCAAUAAAGCCGAAAGUCCUGAUAUUCGGGAAGUCGAACAAACACUUUCACCGAAUCCUAUAUUCGAUGUCAAGCAUACUAUUGAUUCACAUAAUAUAUCAUUUCAAUGGUUGGUUCCAAGUGGACGAAUAGAUUAUUAUAACAUUGUCUAUAACACUGUUAAAGAGGCCACAAAACAGGAGUCAAAACAAAUUAAUGCUUCGAAUGACACCGAAAUGAUGUCUGUAUUAAUUGAUUCACUAAAACCUGGAGAACAGUAUUCCUUUCGAUUCUAUGUCAUCAGUCAUAAGAUCAGAAGUGAAGGAAUUGGUUUACAAAUCAGAACAAUGCCAGUAAUUGAUUCAGUUAUUAAUGUGGUUAUCGAUGAACACGAGACUAAAGUGUUGAGAAUUAAAUACACUCCAACUCCGACUCGUAAUGUUGUCUUUGAUAGAUAUAGAUUUCAAUUGAGUGGUACUAACAUUCCGGCGCAGGAAAAGAUGUUUAAUGACACCAAUAGACUCGUCGUGUUUGAGAAUCUAGUUCCCGGACGUCUCUAUAAUCUUAGCAUUUGGACAGUUAGUGGCGGCACAUCAUCUUUACCAAUACAACGACACGCUCGUCUAUAUCCCGAACCGAUACGUUCAAUAUCGGCAUUAUCUGUGACCGAUAGUCAGAUUACACUUUCAUGGGAAGUGCCUUAUGGUGAUAAAGAUGGAUAUGAAGUGCAGUAUUUGGAUCCACAUGAGAAAAGUCUUGUGGUUAAUGUGACAUUUUCUGAAAAAAUUGAUUACUUAAAUCUUAAACCGCAUAAUAAUUAUACAUUUGUUGUGACAACUUUAUCGGGUUAUGGAACCCCAACAAUGCUCAGGAGUUCGCCUGUUUCGCAGACAUUUCUCACAUUAGAAUCAAUUCCUGGAAAAGUUAUAAAUUUUCAGUCAAUUGAGACUAAACCAAAUGAAAUUACACUUCAGUGGUCACUUCCGUCAUCAGAAAUGAAUGGUAUUUUGACGGGUUUUAAAAUAAGUUAUUACAUAAAAGGAAAUCCAGUUAUGAAACAUCAAUUAUUUGAACCGAUUGAUACUCAGGGAACUAUUUAUAAUCUAAUACCUGGCAAACCAUAUGUCUUUCAAAUACAAGCGCAUACCAAAGUGGGUCCGGGACAGAAAGCUAUUUGGGAAGAAAUUAUGCCCAUAUGGUCGGCACCUCCACCAGCAGAUAAUGUAUUUCCCACAGAAGUAGCGCACACGUCAACUACUAUUAGGAUUAGAUUCAGAAAAAAUUAUUUCUCAAAUAUGUACGGACCGGUCACUGCAUUUGCAGUGAUUGUGGCGGAAGACGACAAAAUUAAUACAAAUCAUUUAGAACUGCUCUCUUGGUUUGAUGUUCAGGACUAUUCUGUUUGGCCACCAUAUCAAACAUCAGAAGCUUUCUAUCCUUUUAACACAACUAUUACUGAAGACUUUACUGUUGGUGCUGAUGAUUGUACCACAAAAAGCAGUCGCAAAUAUUGUAACGGACCACUCAAACCGGGAACUACUUUUAAAAUAAAGAUUAGAGCUUUUACUACGACAGAGAAGUUUACUGAUACUGUCUAUUCUUACACAAUAUCUACUGAUCCCAAUAAUACGGCUCUGUAUUUGGGAAUAUGUUUACCAUUAUUAUUAUUGCUGUUAUUAAUAGCAAUAGUGAUAUAUUUAAAACAACGAAGACUCGGACCAUUCAGUGCCACUAAAAAGAUGAAUAAUAUUCACAACAAUGGAAAAGAAGAUUCACUUUCUAUUACUGAAAGUGAAUUAAUAACGAGUCGACCCAUAAAACUGAAAGACUUUGGCGAACACUUCCGCAUAAUGUCAGCCGAUUCUGACUUUAGGUUUUCUGAAGAGUUUGAACUUCUCAAACACGUGGGACGGGAUAAGCCGUGUAAUGCGGCCGAUCUGCCAGCGAAUAGACCUAAGAAUCGAUUUACAAAUAUACUUCCGUACGACCACUCGAGAGUCAAAUUGUUACCGACUGAUGAUGAGGACGGCUCUGAUUUUAUUAAUUCCAAUUAUAUUCCUGGAUAUAACAGUCCCCGAGAAUUCAUCGUAACUCAGGGACCGCUUCACAGCACUCGCGAUGACUUUUGGCGUAUGGUUUGGGAGCAAAACUCCAGAGCUAUUGUUAUGCUUACCCGUUGUAUUGAAAAGGGUAGAGAAAAGUGUGAUCAUUACUGGCCUUAUGAUACACAACCAGCCUUUUAUGGUGACAUUCAGGUGACAAUACUCAAUGAAUCUCAAUAUCCAGAUUGGACUAUAUGUGAGUUCAAAGUGCAACGAGGUGAUCAGUCAAGAAUAGUACGUCACUUUCAUUUCACUACUUGGCCUGACUUUGGAGUACCUGAGCCGCCAAAAACUUUAGUAAAAUUUGUUAGAGCUUUUAGAGAGCGGUGUUCACCGGACAGCAACAAACCCAUUAUAGUCCACUGUUCGGCCGGAGUCGGGCGCUCCGGUACUUUCAUAGCAUUAGAUCGUAUAUUACAACGAAUUAAUAAAUAUGAAUCGGUCGACAUAUUUGGUAUCGUUUAUGAAAUGCGUAAAGAAAGGGUUUGGAUGGUCCAGAAUGAGCAACAAUAUAUAUGUAUUCACGAAUGCCUUCUCUGCGUUCUCGAGGGUAAAGAAGAUCUCAUGGAUUCUCCACGACUUGAAAUGCAUGACAACCAAGGAUUUGAAGAUGACGAGGGAAUCGCUGAAUCGGGAAUUUAACAAAUUUGUGUCAAUCAAUAAUAUAAAUAAAU
This is a messenger RNA of Oppia nitens, 4551 nucleotides long. It is a transcript of the gene Ptp10D, whose product is annotated as tyrosine-protein phosphatase 10D-like. Gene Ontology annotation, molecular function: protein tyrosine phosphatase activity; protein binding. The record is from RefSeq and is a predicted model, not a curated record. Gene Ontology annotation, biological process: protein dephosphorylation. The transcript has 7 exons. NCBI's taxonomy places the organism in Eukaryota, Metazoa, Arthropoda, Arachnida, Sarcoptiformes, Oppiidae. Bases 116 to 4519 code for a protein of 1467 amino acids.